AAAAAAAAAUACUCACAGGUAAAGUAUUCACAGGAUUUGUGUGCACUGUGCAAUAUUGAUUUGUAGUCUUCACCCUGAAUAAAGAAAGACAUACCCAGUUUGGGCCAUGAAAUAUAAUGACCUGCAGAUGGAAUGUGAAGUAGCGCCUCCCUAUCCACUUUCUCCCAUUCCCUCCCACCCGUCUCCUCCCUCUCUCGUGCUCUCUGCAGAACAGCCGCAUCCCUUUGCAUCAAUCAGCAGCCAUGUUAAAGGUGAACCUACAGUCCUCCACCACCUUUCCACUUCCUCCUGAGCUCUCGUUCUCUCUUCAGUGUUCUUGCGCUCUCACUCUCUGUCAGCAUCUGUUUGUCAGUUUAAUUUCUUAUCCUCUUAACCUUUUGCUGUAACCUCUUUCUAGCUGUCCGCCGUGUUCUCUUCCACACGUCUUCCUGUCCUUGUCUCAAAUCACCAUUUCUGCUUGCUCAUGUACUCUCAUCCUCUCUUUCUCCUCGGCUGCACACACUUCUUCUGUUUGAUAUCAGUAAUGGGCGAUGGAGCAGCAGGCUGUGCAGUCUCUCUCUCUCUCUCUCGUUCUUUCUCUCAUACCCACUCACCCGCCACUACAAAGAUGCAUGCAUAAAGAUACGGCUGCAGCAGUAACGGUGCAGCUUAGCCAUAACCGCAAACAUCAGUGUUCAGAUGUGCAUAAACACGUACUGGACCAGAGAAAAGCAUGUUUCAUUAGGUGAGCGAGGGGCAGAUGGAGAACACGAGCAUGUGAGCGCCUGUGCAUUUAAAUUCAUAGCUGUUCAUAAUCUUUUUUUGGAGGAGUGAGGGUGGGCUCAUCUGAAAUAACACCACCCGGACCGCCAUUAUUUAUUCUACGUGAUGGAAAAUGUUAAAAGCUGCCUCGCGCCAGGUGCCGUUUUUGUUUUGACACCAGUGGUUGCAUUGCUGCAUCCACCUCACGACAUUCAAGCGCUUCUCUCGUGUUAGCACGCUGAUCCAUUUCCCCCGCACUCUCUCAUUCCGGCUACCCUUUUGCAGUGGUUAAUGAAGUUGCAGUGCUUGCUAGCACGGUGCAUCUCUUUUCCGCUGCUAAUAAUGCACAGACAGCAGCGGAGCUGCCCUGCCCGACUAUUUAUAAACUCCACAGUGGACGAAAAAACCCUGGUGGCCAGCUAGCGAGCGUACAGGAGGAACUAGACCUAUAGCGGGCUGCAGUGGAGCAGACUGAUGCCCCCUGCCACCUCUGGACUGGGCAUCUCACGCAGAGAGGGCACUGGGACUAGGGUGAACGAAAAAGAGAGAGAGUGUGUGUGUGAGAGAGAGUGAGCAAGCAGGAUAGACUUAUAGGAGAGACUGCGAUCGCAGUAGAGAGCAGCAAGUGACGAGUUGAAUCUAAUAGAAAAAGCUGUAACACUUUCGCCUGCAAACAAAACAUCUCUUUCCAGCCAUCAGUGGAUUGCAGGAACGAGGAAGGUGUGAGCGAUGAUUUCCGCUCUCCGUCCACUGAAGCGCUUUCUCUGAUUAACUGAAAUAAAGAUGACUGUGGUCAAUCCCAGCACUCUUGGUCUGGUGGACAGUUCCCACCCCAAAGCUGUCCUCAGUCAUCUUAGUGAACAGCGUUCACAAGGCCUGUUCUGUGACGUAAUAAUCGUUGUGGAGGAUGUCAAAUUCCGGGCUCAUCGCAACAUACUGGCUGCCACAAGUGGAUAUUUUCGUAAUGCUUUUAAAACGACUGAGGUCUACACAUCCAGCCAAGUGCUGGAGCUAACAGACCUAAAAUCUGAAGUCUUUGCUAGCAUCCUAAACUUCAUCUACAAUGCCAGAGUGGAGUCAAGUAGUACAGAGGACAGCAGGUCUUUGGUGGCAGCUGGAAAGCGUUUAGGAAUUCCCUUUCUGGAGAAAUUGCUAGACUCUGAAAGGCAGAGCUCUGGUCUCUUGCAAGGCCAAGCCUCUGCAAGCUGCGAAAGAUCAAACAGUCGGUCAAAGUUGGCAGACACAUGCACACUGAAAAAAGAAACCCUCAAGCCUGAAGAGUUAGACUGCUCUAAGGGCCCAAGGAUCACCAAUGCUUUCUCCAUUACUGAGGUUGAGGCAGUAAACAACCCAUUCUCUACACUGGAUCACCGUAACAAAGUUAUUGAGGGACUUGAGGAAGGGCAACCUCCUUCUAGCUCCCAAGAUACAAGCAUAUCACCCAUAGAGAGUGAGCCUGCCAAUGCCCUAACUGAGCACUCAUAUGCAGUGAGCCAGGGGCAAGAAUCUAAAGAGGUUAACCAGGAGAACGAUAACAGAACCAUCAUGCCUGUCGUGCCUCCAGCUAAGGCUUUGGUUACCCAUAGACUUGGACCUAUAAAGAAGCGUCGUAUACAUGGUAAUGGAAUUCCACCUCUCUCAAGUGAGCCAGUUGCAACUGUGCCCACUAUUACAGGCACAUCUGCAGUGGAAAAUGCUACUGUUGCUCCAUUAUCUUCCUCCCAGUUGUCCUCAGAUGCAGCACCAGAGAUACAUUCCAGCCUCGAUCUGUUGCCACCCCUUGACAUUACACCCUCUCAGGAUGCAGAGCCACCCUGCCUCAGUCCUCAGAAUACACCCAGUGUCCCCACCUUCAGCUGCCAGCAAUGCACUGAGACCUUUAGCGACUCAGCGCUUCUCACCAGCCACAUGCAAAUACACAAGAGAUUUGUCAGUCAUUUGUUUUGCAAGUACUGCCAUAAAAAGUUUAUGCAUCUGAAAAGAUUGCGCAAUCAUGAGCAGGUUUGUGUGAAAUCUCUAAAAGGUCCAUCUGAGUUAGAGACAAAUAAUAAAGACUCUUUGAGAGCCCCAGUCUCUAACGAUACAUCUACUGCAAAUACCACACAAUAUUCUUUACCUCCACCAGAUCUCCAUAUCCCUUUAAAUUUAGACCCCACAUUGACUAGCCCCCUUGAGAUGUCUCAGGAUCAAGUUAGUGGGACCCUAAAAACAAAAAGCACUUCAAGGACUUAUAAAUGUUCUGUAUGCAAACGAGCUUAUGUGACCCUUUCCAGCCUAAAAAGACAUGAGAAUGUACACUCAUGGCAUAGAGCCUAUCCUUGCCACUACUGCAACAAAGUUUUUGCUCUGGCUGAAUACCGUACCAAACAUGAGAUCUGGCAUACCGGGGAACGCCGGUACCAGUGCAUUUUCUGCUUGGAGACCUUCUUGACUUAUUACAUCCUCAAGAAUCACCAGAAGACCUUCCAUGGCAUUGAUCCACAGCUGGCUGUCAAUAAAAAAUCCGCAAAUGGUGGAUUCAAGAGUAGUGUCUACCCCAUAAAGCUUUACAGGCUUCUCCCAAUGAAGUUUAGAAAGAAACGUUACAAGUCAUACAGUCAGACAUACUCUGAAGAGAUCGAGGGCAAUGAUGAGUCCUGCAGUGCACCACUGGGCAGCUGUUCCCCCCACACUCUUUUUGACAGUACAGUACCGACAACUAAUUCAGAUGUUGUUAGUGGUCAGUCCUUAUUUUCAAUGCCGGUGACAUUCAUGGCCACUCCGAAAAUGAUGGCAUCAGAAACACCUCGCAUCAGCUUUGACCAACCAUGUGACCAAAAGAUAGGAUUUCCUGUGCCAUCUGAGAUAGACCAAUCCCUGAAAAACCUCUCUACUGGUUUCAAGAAAAAGUCUGGAUUUGAUGGAAAAGGGUCACCGCUCUUCAGCUACAGGUUUACAGAUUCUUCACAAGCAAUACAGAAAAACACAGGGUCCUCUCUGAUUACGCAUGGAAGUGACAGGGAUUCUCCAACAGAGAAAAACACAGAAAACAGCACAGACAUUCUUCCAUUCCUCAACAUUCCAUCUGUGUGCUCCUUCGAAGGGUUGAGCAAGCUGAGUGAACUGUCAGCAGCAGCACAAACCAUUGAGGACAUGGCUAAUCAGCUGCUGCAAGCAAGACCUGAGAGCAUAACAGCAGAUCAACCACCUAGUGGAAAGACAGAAACGUACAUUGCUAAGCCUGCAUGCCCAGGCCCAUCAAUUGAUAGCCAAGUCCUUCCCCUCUGCCAAAUAACAGUGAAAAUUGGCAACGAGGCAAUUGUUCGACGAAAAAUAAAAGGCUCAAAGCUAUUUCCAAAAAAGAGGAAAAGGAAAAGCUGGAGACUAGAGGGCAUAGGUCAAAAAAGCCCUGCAGAGGAGAGUAUUGGAAGUCCAAGUUUGAGGGUGAGGGCAGAAGUUACAACCUCAGUUACAGAAAAAGAAUCAUAUGAUGACCUACAUGAUCCUGAAAGCGACAAACUAUGGCGCCCCUAUUACACAUAUAAACCUAAAAAGAAGUGUAAGAAAGUGAAAGGAAAACGAAAAAGGAUGAAACAUCUGAAAUACUACACUAGGCCCUUGUCACCUCAAGCCAAUGCUGACAUCAGAGAAACACCGUUCUGUCCAGAUGAGAGGAUCUCAGCAGACAACUAUGGGGUCAGGAGGGAGCCAAGGCAUAGCAGCCAAAAGGAAGCUUUCCCCUGCCACAGCUGUGAGAGCUCUUUCCCUAGUCAGACCACCCUCAGCAUGCACAUCAUCAGCUGCCAUCAGCCACACUGCAGAAUAUGUGGUAAACAAUGUCCCCCUGAAGACACAUCCAGCACAGCUGGGCCCACUGGAGAGGAUAGUGGUGACUUUAUCUGCAAGAGCUGCACUGAGGAUGGCUCCUGUUUCAGCUCAGAUGUGGCGUACCACAGCCUGAGCAUGGAAAAGCGUUAUAGAUGUUCUUACUGCCCACAGCGGUUCCUUUACCUUGCCACCAAGAAAAGCCAUGAGAAAAAACAUCUCGAAAAGUCAGGUAAAGGACACAAUUGCAGGCAUUGCUCAAAAGUAUGUAAAUCAGCAGUGCUGUUGAGUGUGCACGAGAGCAAGCACUUCAAGGCAGAAGAUGGAGAAGAUCCAGACAUGACAUGUAAAAUAACCAGUUCACUCUCAACAGGUAAAGAGCGCAAAGGUCAGAUCAAACCUGAGCCUUGGGAAAGCAUGUAUACCAGCUCAGAGAUCAAGCCAAAGAUGGGGGAACCUAUGGUCAUAGAAAGCGGGGGGAAUUAUCCUACAAUCACCAGUGUCUACAAGAAAACACCUUUGUCAUUUCCUUAUGCAGCAGAUGGGUCUUUUACUCCCCUUUCCUCAGAGUUAAAGAAAAAAAGCAUUUUGGAACGUUCUAAAGGAUUUGGAUUUGAGGGACACAGACAGGACUCUGUGAUAUGGGGACAACAGGAUUGACCUCCCAACACAGGUACAACCAAGUAAAGUGCUGACUCUGUCCAGUCUGUCAGCCAAGAAUGCCUGUAACCAAAGGAACUUCCCAACAGCCUACAGUUGCUCAAGUCAGAACAGCAUUUCUGCAAAGAGGAACCUUGUUUUCACACCCACGACAGGAAGGAAAUGCAUCUCCUGCUGAUGUCACAUAGAAUAAUGACGUAAGUGACAGGGCAGGCCUUAAAACGUUUGAAAAAUGGGGGACAAAACGCACAUGAAAGUAUGUGGAGGUUGGCGUAGUGACUUUGCAUUCAAGAGAACUUGUGAGAUGUAAUUUUUGGUCAUUCACAUGAAAUAUUAUUGGUAGUUUUCCAUUUUUUCUAUGAGAAAAGAAGUGGUUUUAUUUUUAUAUGUUUUUAUUUGUCUAAGUCAAGUGGAUCUUCCCUAUUCCAUUGGUCAUUGUGUUGUACCCUAUGCAUCAAGUAAAGUGAACGACUAGCAGCACCUUACAGUAAAGAUAACUGCGAGUGAUUGUACUUUUAUUGUAACAACACUGUUACCACCAUUUCAAUCUAUUUGUUGCACAAAUGCAUUAAUAUCUCUGCUGAUAAUACUAAUAAAUGCUAAAAAACGA
Messenger RNA from Sinocyclocheilus rhinocerous, 5815 nucleotides. Its product is annotated as zinc finger and BTB domain-containing protein 38-like. Gene Ontology annotation, cellular component: nucleus. Bases 1525 to 5205 code for a protein of 1226 amino acids. The record is from RefSeq and is a predicted model, not a curated record. Gene Ontology annotation, biological process: regulation of transcription by RNA polymerase II. Gene Ontology annotation, molecular function: DNA-binding transcription factor activity, RNA polymerase II-specific; protein binding. The transcript is spliced from 2 exons. Lineage: Eukaryota; Metazoa; Chordata; Actinopteri; Cypriniformes; Cyprinidae.